AUGUCGCCUACUCCAUCAUUGAGAUCAAUAGCAAAAGACGGGGAGGCAACUGGUUGGACCGCUGGCUCGUACACAGGGACGGAUGAAGAAGCAACGGCAGGCCUGGAACUGGAACCGGCUGCCGCGGCUUCAUUGGUGAAAGCGUACGAUAGGGUGAGAUGGAACUUUGUGGAUAUUGUGCUACAACAGAUGGGCUUUGGUCUUAGAUGGAGGACAUGGGUGAAGGAAUGUGUGACUACAGCGUCUAUGUCGGUGUUGAUCAAUAGGAUGGUGGGCGAGGCAGUCAGCAAUGGGCGCAUUUCUCCACUGUUAGUGGGAGGAGACAACAUAGAGUUGUCGCAUCUCCAAUUUGUAGAUGACACAAUUUUAUUUUGCCCACAGGAAACGGAGACGAUUUUAACUGUGAGCAGGCGUCUUACACAGCGAGGCAGUCAGCAAUGGGCGCAUUUCUCCACUGAAACGGAGACGAUUGUGAACUAUGUGAACUAUAAGAGUUUCUUUGACUUGAUGUCUGGAUUAAGUAUAAACUUUGAUAAGUCAACCUUGAUUUCAGUUAACUGUGAGCAGGAAUGGGUGACGGAUAUGUGUGGUUUGUUGGGAUGCACCCAAGCUACUUUACCUGUCAGGUAUUUAGGAAUCUCGCUAGGCGCAAACCCCCAGUUGGUGAAGACAUGGAAACCGAUCAUAGACAAGGUGGAAGAUAAGCUCAGUUUGUGA
This is a messenger RNA of Arachis ipaensis, 717 nucleotides long. The record is from RefSeq and is a predicted model, not a curated record. NCBI's taxonomy places the organism in Eukaryota, Viridiplantae, Streptophyta, Magnoliopsida, Fabales, Fabaceae.